Messenger RNA from Suncus etruscus (white-toothed pygmy shrew), 3400 nucleotides. It is a transcript of the gene PPP3CB, whose product is annotated as protein phosphatase 3 catalytic subunit beta. NCBI's taxonomy places the organism in Eukaryota, Metazoa, Chordata, Mammalia, Eulipotyphla, Soricidae. Gene Ontology annotation, cellular component: cytoplasm; calcineurin complex. Gene Ontology annotation, biological process: calcineurin-mediated signaling. The coding region runs from base 229 to 1575 and encodes 448 amino acids. The record is from RefSeq and is a predicted model, not a curated record. Gene Ontology annotation, molecular function: calmodulin-dependent protein phosphatase activity; calmodulin binding. The transcript is spliced from 15 exons.
CCCCCGCCGCCGCCGCCGCCGCCGCCCCCGCCGGGCGCCGACCGCGUCGUCAAAGCUGUCCCUUUCCCCCCAACGCAUCGAUUGACAUCUGAAGAAGUGUUUGAUGUGGAUGGGAUACCCAGGGUGGAUGUUUUGAAGAAUCAUUUAGUCAAGGAAGGUCGAGUAGAUGAAGAAAUCGCACUUAGAAUUAUCAAUGAGGGUGCUGCCAUUCUUCGGAGAGAGAAAACCAUGAUAGAAGUAGAAGCUCCAAUUACAGUGUGUGGUGACAUCCAUGGCCAAUUUUUUGAUCUGAUGAAACUUUUUGAAGUAGGAGGAUCACCUGCUAAUACACGAUACCUUUUUCUUGGUGAUUAUGUGGACAGAGGUUAUUUUAGUAUAGAGUGUGUCUUAUAUUUAUGGGUCUUGAAGAUUCUAUACCCAAGCACAUUAUUUCUUCUGAGAGGCAACCAUGAAUGCAGACAUCUAACUGAGUAUUUCACCUUUAAGCAAGAAUGUAAAAUUAAAUAUUCAGAAAGAGUUUAUGAAGCUUGUAUGGAAGCUUUUGAUAGCCUGCCUCUUGCCGCACUUUUAAAUCAACAAUUUCUUUGUGUUCAUGGUGGACUUUCCCCAGAAAUACACACACUGGAUGAUAUUAGGAGAUUAGAUAGAUUCAAGGAGCCACCUGCAUUUGGACCAAUGUGUGACUUGCUAUGGUCCGACCCUUCUGAAGAUUUUGGAAACGAAAAGUCACAGGAACAUUUUAGUCACAAUACAGUUCGAGGCUGUUCUUAUUUUUAUAACUAUCCAGCAGUGUGUGAAUUUUUGCAAAACAAUAAUUUGUUAUCGAUUAUUAGAGCUCAUGAAGCUCAAGAUGCAGGCUAUAGAAUGUACAGAAAAAGUCAAACUACAGGGUUCCCUUCAUUAAUAACAAUUUUUUCGGCACCUAAUUACUUAGAUGUCUACAAUAAUAAAGCUGCUGUAUUAAAGUAUGAAAAUAAUGUGAUGAAUAUCCGACAGUUUAACUGUUCUCCACAUCCUUACUGGCUACCCAAUUUUAUGGAUGUCUUUACCUGGUCUUUGCCAUUUGUUGGAGAAAAAGUGACAGAAAUGUUGGUAAAUGUUCUGAGUAUUUGCUCUGAUGAUGAACUGAUGACCGAAGGUGAAGAUCAAUUUGAUGAACGGCUCAUAUAUGGCAAUAAAAAAGUAGGCUCAGCUGCAGCCCGAAAAGAAAUCAUCAGAAACAAAAUUCGAGCAAUUGGCAAGAUGGCAAGGGUCUUCUCUGUUCUCAGGGAAGAGAGUGAAAGCGUGCUGACCCUCAAGGGCCUGACUCCCACGGGGAUGCUGCCAAGCGGAGUGCUGGCCGGAGGCCGCCAGACCCUACAAAGUGCCACAGUUGAGGCUAUUGAGGCUGAAAAAGCAAUACGAGGAUUCUCUCCACCACAUAGAAUCUGCAGUUUUGAAGAGGCAAAGGGUUUGGAUAGGAUCAAUGAGCGGAUGCCUCCCCGGAAAGAUGCCGUGCAGCAAGAUGGUUUCAAUUCUCUGAACACCGCACAUGCCACUGAGAACCACGGGACUGGCAACCACAGUGCCCAGUGACCCACGGCCUCCCAGGGACUCUCCCCUCUCGGGCCCCACACGGACAGAUCACCCGAGGAGCUGGAGGGGUUGGCCGUGCUGAUGGGAAAGGUCAUAGUUCCUCUGGAAAAACAAACCGUUGUGCUUUUUGACACCCCCAGCCCCCUUUCCCAGAUGGAGGCGUGAGGGCCCUGGGAUGUGUUGUGCUAAUUGAUUAUUUUUGGGUCAUUGCUGCCGAGGUGGGGAGCAGUGAGCAAGGGGCAUGGGGCAAUUUCUUAUGGGGGGGCAACUGCACCUCCAUUUAUGCUUGUGAUUCACACAUUUAAGUUUACAAACGAGGUUUCUUUUUCCCUCUGUAGACUUAGAUUUUGUUUUGUUUUUGGUUUUUGUUUUUUUAGCCAUGACUUCAAAUGCAAUCCUAAGAACUAAUGUGGAUCUUUCUCUCUCAUGAAAUGUCUUUAAAGAAUGAAUUCGCAUGGUCUUAAAAUACAUUUCUGAGGUUCCUAAUCUGUAUUUUGAACUCUGAACAAAAUGUUGACAAACCUUCCAUCGGCGUUGAUACAAAAGGCCGACCUCAGGUCGCUAGUUUCUUAAAUGUGGCUAAUUCUGUAAUAUAGUCUUAUUAUUUUUCAAUCAUGAAUGCGUAACCUAUUUCUAGGCAGACUCUUACUUGAACACAGAUCUAACAAACAAUUUUUGCCCAGAGCUUUUGAGAUUUACACUCAGAGAUUUAAGACAAAAUCCUCUAAAUUUCAAAAUUGUGAAGAAUUACAGAAUUACUCAUUUAAGGUACUUUAAAAGAAGUUUGUACAUUGUCAAAGUAAAUUUUAAUUCAAAUCAUGUCUGUAAAACUUGACAUAUUUUGUGUAUGCAUGUUUUCAUUUUGCAAAUAUUUAAUAUAUAAACCUAUGAUGUAUAGGUACGACAUGUAUAGGUUAUCUAGCUGUUAUGAGAAAUUUCAGUUUCUUGUGAGUACUCCAGUUGCUUAAACAAGCCUCCAGAGUGAUUUGCUGCUGGCUUUUAUCAUUUUUAUGUUUUGAUGCAAAGGAAAAUUUUUUCAAUGUUCUGGAAGUGUUUUAUGAUCAAGCCAUGCAGCCUAGAAGCAAUGUUACGUUCAAUCACUCAGAUGUUAGUGGAAGCAUACAAGUCAAGACUGCAUGUUGAACAUUUCCUUUUGAUAGUUCCAGAACUGCUUGGUUAACUAAGUGAAACCAUGUGCUGAUUUUUCACAAUGGACCUGUAUUGAUUGCCACUGUCGUGGGGUAUUUUCCUUCCUUUGGGGACCUGCUUCCCUCGUGCCCUGGAAUACAGUGCAGAGCUCCAGGCAACAGAACCAGCGGUUGUUUUGUUUGCCAGAAAGUGCACCCUGUAUGGUCUUCUAUCUAAGUUGGAAAUAUUAUGCAUGUGCAGGACUAUUCGAGUAUUUCACAAACAGUAGCACACAAUAAAUUCCAUGCAUGGGCCGCUGCUCCUAUCUCUGUGUUGGGUUUUAUUUGGAAAAUGAAUUGUACCUCAUGCAAAUCAAGAAAUGAUGUUACUGGAACUGGGGUAUUUCCUUCACAGAAGGUCAUUUGAACAAUGAAAGCCCAGUCUUUGUGGGGGGCUGUGGACGUGGCCCUGUGGUAGAGUGCUUGCCUUGCAUGUAUCUGGCUCUGGAUUUGAUCCCCUGCACCACACCCCACACACAAAAUUUUUUGUAAGUUUUUGUUUUGUUUUAUUUUUUAACUUUGGUUAUACUUGUAUUAGUAAUUGAGUGCUUUUAGGACUUUGGAUACGUAUUUUUAGGCCUCCUAAAUAUUUAAAAUCACUGUCUCACUUAAAUUUUAAUUAAAAUAUUAUUAUAGAA